CAGAGAGCGUGAUAGAGUUGCCAAUAGUGUCUUAUUACAAGGGACGUCCCUUCUUUUUUCAUCUCUGUACAGCAAGAUCAGGAGUUGCUGAGUACUGCAAAAAGCAGUAAGAAAUACCGAAUGUAGUUUCCGCCCAUGUGACUUUCAGCUUACGUCCCUUGCUGCUUCCGAGAAACCACAGGAGCCUUAGACAUCACGGCAAGGUGCACUGACAGAGGAGAGAAGUGUAGGGAGGGACUGGGUCAGAGUGGCAGAGAAAGUGACACAAGGAGAGCGACAAAGUGAUAAAGGGAGGGACUGGGAAAGAAGCAAAGAAAGUAACCAAGGGAGAGAGGCAAAGGUGGCAGGGGAGGGGUGGGGUGAAGAAAAGCCUAAGGAAACCACAAUUACCAAGGACACAGAGGAAGCAGAAGAGGCGCCGAGCUGAGGGAGACUCGAGCCAUGCCCCAUAGCUCUGACAGCAGUGACUCCAGCAGCUUCAGCCAGUCACCCCCACCUAGCAAACAGGAUUCUUCAGAUGACAUGAGGAAAGUUCAGAGAAGGGAGAAGAAUCGCAUUGCAGCUCAGAAGAGCCGACAGAGGCAGACCCAGAAAGCAGACACAUUGCAUUUGGAGAGCGAAGACUUGGAGAGACAGAACGCUGCUCUGCGCAGGGAAAUCAAGCAGCUGACGGAAGAAAUGAAACAUUUCACCUCAAUGCUGAGCUCCCACGAGCCCCUCUGCUCCAUCCUAACCACGGUGCCCCAACCACCCCCCGAGGUGCUAUAUGCCACACACUCCUUCCACCAGCCUCACAUCAGCUCCCCACGCUUUCAGCACUGAGCCCAGCCACAAGGACACGCAGCCUGUAGGCUCCACAGAUAGAAAUCAGAGACCCCACGGGGUUUACUCUUUGGUUCACAGGAGGGACACAGACUAUUACAGCUAUUCCUGCUCCUCCUUCUAGGCUCUGCUGGGCCAGGCCCAGGGUCACAUGUCUAGGAUGUGGCCCCGGUGCAGAUGUGGCAGAACCCCAGGAAGCAUCUUUGGGGAGGUGAAAUCUUGGAUCAAUGGAGAAGGGAAGCGUUUGCAAAUUGGCACCAAUUCCUGUUCUGUGCUUUGCACUGGGAUGCUCGCAUGGGUCUAUGUGACACAAGAAUCCUGCCUCCAUGUCAGCAGUCACCAGAGACUGCACUAGUGAAUGCUCCAAGGAGAGGAGUGCUGGGGAUGAGGGGCUCUGG
Messenger RNA from Pelodiscus sinensis (Chinese soft-shelled turtle), 1220 nucleotides. It is a transcript of the gene BATF, whose product is annotated as basic leucine zipper ATF-like transcription factor. The record is from RefSeq and is a predicted model, not a curated record. NCBI's taxonomy places the organism in Eukaryota, Metazoa, Chordata, Testudines, Trionychidae. Gene Ontology annotation, biological process: regulation of transcription by RNA polymerase II. Gene Ontology annotation, cellular component: nucleus. Gene Ontology annotation, molecular function: RNA polymerase II cis-regulatory region sequence-specific DNA binding; DNA-binding transcription factor activity, RNA polymerase II-specific.